AUAAAUUACUUCAUUAGCCUCAUAAUCUUUUAUAUAAUUAUUACAAACAAUGUUUUGUCUAACAAUUGAAAAAAGCACUGUUGAAAAUUGUUCUCGCAACGUCCUUUCAUAACCAAUGGCCACAAGCCAUGACGAUGACUGCCAUGACACAACAAAUUAUAACUGGUUACCAGUUUUCCAGGCACUCGGACCCCCAUAACAUUAAAUGCUGGGAGGUAAAUACAGAAGUUGUAACUUAACGUUUGAAAUGCGUGAAAAGGAUAAAUUAACGAACGUUAAUUGAAUUCGAAAAUUGUUAAAUAGUUGCAAGUUUUUGUUUCAUCUGAUAUAAUGGAAGACAUUUAUUCUGCUUGUCGUGAGGGGAAUAUACGUUAUGUUAAGCUAUGGCUUGAAGAAACGACAAAUGAUCUAAAUCAAGGCGAUGAUCACGGUUUUACACCUUUACAUUGGGCUUCAAGGGAAGGCUGGGUUGCCUUAUUUGAUAUUCUUGUCGCCAGAGGCGCUAGAAUCAACAAUCUCAACAACGGAGGCGACACUCCAUUACACUGUGCUGUAAGCAAAGGCCAGAAACCUAUUGUGCUCAAGUUGCUAAAUUUGAACGCACAUGUAAACAUUGCAAAUGAGCAUGGAAAUACUCCUCUUCAUUAUGCUUGUUUUUGGAGUUAUGAAGAGAUCUGUCGGGAAUUAAUUAAGAAAGGUGCCAAUGUGUCACAAUGUAACAAGUUGGAAGAAACUCCCAUAGAUAGGGCAAAAGUCAAAUACCAAAAUAUAUUCAAAGCAAUAGCCAAAGAAUGUGGACAGGAUCUUAAAAGGAUUCCUUAUAAGCCUAGCAAACACUUCCAUAGAAGUCGUGAUUUGCGUGACAUUCAGUCAAGAAACUCAUGGAUUGAGGCAGAUGAAGUUACAUUUAAAGACAAGCUAGAAACAAAGGGUAGCUCUGAUCUUUGGAAAGGAAUCUGGAGUAACUUACCAGUCGUGUGCAAAAAAAUCCAUGUGUCAAAAUACAACAGAAGAAAAUCUCGAGAUUUUGCUGAAGAGUAUCCUAAACUAAGAAUCUUCUCACAUCCAAAUGUUUUACCUGUUUUGGGAGCUGUUAACGAGUCUGGUUCGUUGGUCAUAUUAAGUCAAUACAUGCCUUACGGAUCACUUUACAAUGUCCUUCAUGAAGGCUCUGGUGUAAUGGUUGAUGCAGCACAAGCACUCAAAUUUGCCAUGGACAUUGCUAAAGGAAUGCAAUAUCUUCACUCACUUGACCCAUUUGUUCCCAAACUUUACAUCAAAAGCUCUCAUAUAAUGAUUGACGAUGAUUUAACAGCACGUAUUGCCAUGGCUGAUUACAGAUAUUCUUUUCAAGAUGUAAAAUGCAUUUAUCAACCUCAAUGGAUGGCUCCUGAAGUUUUGAAUAAAAAUCCUGAACAAGUUGAUCAACGCUCGGCAGAUAUGUGGAGUUUUGCUAUUCUCUUGUGGGAAAUGACAACAAGAGAGGUUCCAUUUGUAGAUAUGCCACCAAUGGAAGUUGGAAUGAAGAUCGCUCUUGAAGGUUUGCGUCCAAGUAUGCCUCCUGGAUUUUCUCCUCAUGUGGCUAAACUGAUCAAUAUUUGCUGGAACUCAGAUCCAACUAAACGUCCAAGAUUUGAUCAAGUCAUACCAAUCAUGAGCAAGAUGGUCUUCUGAGAUUUUUUGAGGUUGAAUUUUAUUGACUGUAUUCCCCAACAAAUAACUGAUAAAUACUAAUGAAAAAAUUCAUGUAAAAUAUGAAGAUCUUUAUGCUAGUAUAGUAGUGAAAUAGGUCUUUGGACACAGCAAGAUUUAGAGAGCAGUUCACACUUUUCUUAUUUUGUUAUUGUUUAAAAUUACAAUGAGUGAGUCUUAUGUAAUUCAGAUCAACUGUUAAUGAAUGAAACUAAAUAUAUUUUCCAUCUGGUAGUUCUACACUGGAUGAUAA
Molecule: messenger RNA, 1945 nt
Organism: Xenia sp. Carnegie-2017
Lineage: Eukaryota; Metazoa; Cnidaria; Anthozoa; Malacalcyonacea; Xeniidae
Product: integrin-linked protein kinase-like
Exons: 13
Coding region: 331-1674 (447 amino acids)
Biological process (GO): protein phosphorylation; integrin-mediated signaling pathway; cell-matrix adhesion
Cellular component (GO): stress fiber; focal adhesion
Molecular function (GO): ATP binding; protein binding; protein kinase activity
Source: RefSeq, a predicted model, not a curated record